Messenger RNA from Cygnus olor (mute swan), 6142 nucleotides. RefSeq names its product cyclic nucleotide gated channel subunit alpha 3 (gene CNGA3). The coding region runs from base 742 to 2949 and encodes 735 amino acids. Gene Ontology annotation, cellular component: intracellular cyclic nucleotide activated cation channel complex; plasma membrane. The transcript has 10 exons. The record is from RefSeq and is a predicted model, not a curated record. NCBI's taxonomy places the organism in Eukaryota, Metazoa, Chordata, Aves, Anseriformes, Anatidae. Gene Ontology annotation, biological process: monoatomic cation transmembrane transport; potassium ion transport. Gene Ontology annotation, molecular function: intracellularly cAMP-activated cation channel activity; cGMP binding; intracellularly cGMP-activated cation channel activity.
UAUCCAGCGGUACCCCGAGGAGAAAUCCCUCGGGGACACCUGCUCCUCACGGCCGCCCUCGUGUGGGGCCCCACCCGCUCCCUCACGCUGCCAGCCGCCGAGGCCGAGGAGGAGGAAGAUGAAGAGGAGGAGGAAGAUGAGGAAGAGGAAUAUGAGGAGGAGGAAGGCGAGAGGGGAGCGAAAGAGCCGGGGGAGCCCGCGGAGCCUCCCCGCCCGCCCUCUCCCCUCAGCAUGGCCGGCGGCGGGAUGGCGGCGGCGGGCAGCGAGGGGCUGAGGCGCCCGGCCGCCGGAGGAAGAGGAGGAGGAGGAGGAGGAGGAAGAGGAGGAGGGCAUGAGCGCCCGGCGGGCCGCUCUGACGUUUUGAUCCCUUCCGAGAACUUAACAGGAUCGCCGAGCCCUCGGAGCGGCUUUUCCCGCUGAGCCGGGCUCAGGCGGGCGGGCUUUGGCCCUAAUCCGCCCGGGGGCGGCCGCGCCGGGCCCGGCCCCGCCGGGGAGCUCCGGCGCUGGAGCCGGAGAGGAGCCGGAGCCGCGGAUAUCGCCGCGGAUAUCGAUAUAUCGCUAUAUCGCUCGCCCCCGGAGCCGGUCUGGGCGGAGGGAGGGAGUUUGUGAGCGCCGACAGCGGCACGGAGAGCGCCAAGGGUUAGUGUAAUUGGUAACAAGGAAAGAAAUACUGACUGAGGAAGCAUGUGAGAACUCUGUGUAAGUCACAGCUAUCAUUUAGAUGUUAAUAUGUAAAGCAAAAUGGCAAAAAUCAACACCCAGCACUCCUACCCUGCUAUGCACAGACUGUCUGUCAGAACUACUGAUGAAGAUAUUGAAAGGAUUGAAAAUGGCUUUAUCAGAACCCAUUCGCUGUGUGAGGAUACGUCUUCAGAACUGCAGAGAGUCAUUUCUGCCGAGGGAGGGCAUUUAUCUGGAUCCCAGACGAGCUCAUUCACAGGCAGGGGAGCAAUGGCAAGGCUGUCACGAUUUGUUGUAUCUCUGAGGUCAUGGGCCACAAGACAUUUGCACCACGAAGACCAAAGACCUGAUUCUUUCCUGGAGCGAAUCCGAGGGCCAGAGCUCAUAGAGGUGUCCAGUAGGCAAAGUAACAUCCGUUCCUUUCUGGGCAUCCGUGAACGUCCUGGGGGAGUGAACAGUCAAUGGCCCCUGGCCAGGUUUAAUGUCAACUAUAGCAACAACACCAAUGAAGACAAAAAGGAAGAAAAGAAAGAGGUUAAAGAGGAAAAGAAACAGGAAAAGAAGGAGGAAAAGAAGGAGGAAAAGAAAGAGGAAAAGAAAGAUGACAAAAAAGAUGACAAAAAAGAUGACAAAAAAAAAGAAGAGAAGAAAAAAGAGAUCUUUGUGAUAGAUCCUUCAAGCAAUAUGUACUACAACUGGCUGACCAUAAUUGCAGCACCUGUGUUCUAUAACUGGUGUAUGCUAGUGUGCAGGGCCUGCUUUGAUGAGCUACAAAUUGACCAUAUUAAAGUAUGGCUGUUCUUGGACUAUUGCUCUGAUGUAAUCUAUGUUUUUGACAUGUUUGUUAGAUUCAGGACAGGCUUCCUUGAACAAGGCUUGCUAGUUCAAGAUGAAAAGAAAUUACGAGACCAUUAUACCAAAACUGUGCAGUUCAAACUGGAUGUGGUGUCUCUUCUGCCAACAGACCUGGCAUACCUGAAGCUUGGUUUGAACUACCCCGAGCUGCGAUUUAACCGCUUGCUGAGGAUUUCCCGACUGUUUGAGUUUUUUGACCGCACGGAAACCCGGACAAAUUAUCCAAACAUGUUUCGCAUUGGAAAUCUUGUCUUGUACAUCCUUAUCAUCAUCCACUGGAACGCGUGCAUAUACUUCGCCAUUUCGAAGCUCAUCGGCUUUGGAACCGACUCGUGGGUCUACCCCAACGUGUCCAUUCCGGAGUACGGGCGCCUGUCCAGGAAGUACAUUUACAGCCUGUACUGGUCAACGCUCACGCUGACCACCAUUGGAGAAACACCGCCCCCGGUGAAGGAUGAAGAGUAUCUCUUUGUGGUCAUCGACUUCCUGGUGGGCGUGCUGAUCUUCGCUACCAUUGUCGGUAACGUGGGCUCCAUGAUUUCCAACAUGAAUGCCUCCAGGGCAGAGUUCCAGGCCAAAGUUGAUUCUAUUAAGCAGUACAUGCACUUCCGAAAAGUGACUAAGGACUUGGAAGCCAGGGUUAUUAAGUGGUUUGAUUACCUCUGGACCAACAAGAAAACGGUGGAUGAGAAGGAGGUUCUCAAAAAUCUGCCCGACAAGUUGAAGGCUGAAAUUGCCAUCAAUGUCCACUUGGACACGCUGAAGAAAGUGCGCAUAUUCCAGGACUGUGAAGCUGGACUUCUCAUUGAGCUGGUGCUGAAACUGAAACCUACGGUCUUCAGUCCUGGGGACUACAUUUGCAAAAAGGGAGAUAUUGGGAGAGAAAUGUACAUUAUUAAAGAGGGAAAGUUGGCUGUGGUGGCAGAUGAUGGCAUAACCCAAUUUGUAGUCCUAAGCGAUGGCAGCUACUUUGGUGAAAUCAGCAUCCUGAACAUCAAAGGUAGCAAAUCUGGCAACAGGAGGACAGCCAACAUAAGGAGUAUUGGUUAUUCUGAUUUGUUCUGCUUGUCUAAAGAUGAUUUAAUGGAGGCUCUCACAGAAUAUCCAGAAGCCAAAAAGGCUCUGGAAGAGAAAGGGCGACAAAUUCUGAUGAAAGACAAUUUAAUAGAUGAGGAAGCAGCAAAAGCAGGAGCUGACCCAAAAGACUUGGAAGAAAAAGUAGAAAGACUUGAAACAGCUCUGGACACGCUGCAGACUAGGUUUGCUAGGCUCUUGGCAGAAUACAGCUCUUCUCAACAAAAAGUGAAGCAGAGACUUGCCAGAGUAGAAACCAGAGUGAAAAAAUAUGGCAGCGGCACCUUAUCAGUUGGAGAAGCAGAGGCCGAAAAACCUGAGGAGCAGAAAAAUAACUGAUGGAGUAUUCAUAUUUCCUUACUUAAUGGAGAAGGUUGAAACAUGUGAAAGCCAUAAAUGUACAUAAAUAUGUGUGUGCAUACAGAGCCAUGAUUAUUUUUAUAUGGACUCAAGAGAACGGUUUUUAGCAUUUUUUAACUGAAGUGGUAUUUUCUUGUAAAUAGGACAUUGUCACCUUCUUCAUAGGGGGAGAUUCUGGUCUGUCAUUUGGGUACUUUUUGGUACUGGGAGUGGGUUUCUUACAAGUCAUGCUCAGAACGUCUUCUGUGUGUGGCAUGUGUACACCUUGACACAUCGUCUCUUCACGUGCAUGUUGUGUUACGAAGGCAUUGUGCUUAAACUAGAGGGAUUGUUUUUUAAACGGCUUAACAAUAUUUGUAGGGUACAUGCUCUACCUUGCUACCUUGCUAGCCUCUUAAAUGCGUGGAUGCACAGCUGGGCUUCUCAAAAUCUCUGUUCUUUCACAGUGAAGCAGUCUGCACAAACUGUAGGACUACAGCUCAGGAGAAGCUGGCACCUGGCCUGUGCAGUGCAGCCCCAUGUGCGUAUGGCACGGCCACGCAUCCGGAUGCUCGUGUCUGAGUCUUUCCUCCUGAGCCGGGACCCGCAGGAAGGAUCGUGCUGGCAGUCGCUGCGCACUUGGAAGGGAGUCCCCAGAAGCUCGCUGGUGGAAGAUGUCUGUGGCAACACAGCUUCACUAAACCUGGGAAGAGACAAGAGGGUCUUGGUGCAUGCAGCUCCUGUACGUAGGGUCUAGUGGGGGCGAGUGGUCAGUGCAGGAGGAUCUCUACUAGGAAACUAUGAGGGCCAGCAGGACGGGCUGUCCCUGUCUGCCAGCCAGCCUUCUCUCCCCACAGGCUUCGGGGGGGGGGCAAGUCCUUUGUUGCAAAGUCUUUCCAGCUAUUAGACCUGUGUUUUCUUCCUUUUUAUUUCAUUUAAUGAUUCCUGCACCACCUUUCUCUGCUGUUUAGUGUCAGCUUUUCUCCUGUGUAGCUGUCACACUACCACAUUUCCACUGGUUAGGGAAAAUGAAGGCCACAUCUGCUCUCAAAUUUUACUUGGGUCCUGUGGAUAGGAGCCUGACUGUGCCGGUUGCUUUUCUGCCAGACGGAGGGUGGUCACCUCCUGGUGACUGCCAGGGCCUGGCUCUGAGGCGAGUGCCCAGGCCUGGCCCGCUCAGCCUGCUGUCACAUCCAGGGCAGCACAGCACUGAGAUGGUUCCUUGUUCUGCCACACUGUGGCUUCAGGGGUCACCUCCUCCACCCUCCUCUUCUAGCCCCACUGCUUCCAGUUUCUUUCCAGGUUUCUGAAGGGAUUUCUCUAACAUUCUCCCUCUGGAUUUAGCUGAGUAAAUGCUUGUCUCUGGGCAAGCAACUUUUCCCCUCCUGUGAACAGUUUUGAGCCCGGUGAGAGAAAAAUCUGCCAGCAAGUAGGGAGUGGGGCUUGGCUUGCAGUACUGGCACAGGGGCCACCAGGCGAAGGCUCCUGGACUUGAGCGAGGGCUGCAAGUUGUCCCCAGCACAGGGCUAGCUUUGCAGGGACCCGCUGGUGAAACCAGGCUGUGGUGCAACCAGUGGCAGCCGAGGGGUGCUUUGGAGAGCAGAGCUCGGCCUCUCUGCCUUGUCCUGAGGCUUCACAGAGGGUAGCUGUGGGCCAGCAGCCUGCUGGCGAGAGCACAUACGUUAACGUCAAAUCUUCCUGCCAUCAAAUUAACCAGUCACUCACUUAAUUGAUGCUGGAAACGGUGGAAAAUACACAGUGCCAACUAACAUCGGUGAGAGCUGGCUACAACGUUACAAGCUCCGUUUCUCGAGCAGGAGGAGGUUCACCCAUGCAGUUUGAAGGCAGAGAAACCUGGCCAUCCUCUGGCCCCAUCUCCACACUGGGCCUGCCUCACCUGCCCGAGCAGAGCUGUACCAGGCACAGCAGCUUCACCUGGGCAGCACGGGGCCAGGCGCCUUCCAGCCUGCUCAGCACAGCCGACCGGCUGGUGCAGGGCUGCUGCGCCGCUCGGCUUACAGCGUUACAGCCAGACAGCCACACGUGGCUUGUCUGAAUAGUAAUGAUCGCAGAAUCACUAAGGCUGGAAAAGCCCUCCAAGCUCAUCUGGUCCAACCAUCCCCCUACCACCAAUGUCACCCACUAAACCAUGUCUCUAAGCACCACAUCCAACCUUUCCUUGAACACCCCCCAGGGACGGUGAUGGUGAAGUGUUGUUGUCAGUCCAGAAGCCGGACGGACCUUGGUACAGCUGGGCUUAACCCCUGUAUCCAGAUUUCCACUGACUACAACUGAGAGCUGUGUGCGGGCAGCAGCAGCAGGAGCUUUGGUCCUUGAGCUGAGCCUUGGCCUCAGUUUCUCCCAGGGCUUAAGAGAAGCGUGGGGGCCAGGAGAGGCUGCUUUUGCAGGGGUCCACCGCCCAGAGGUGGGGCUGGGUGGUCGCACAUCACUUACAGCGCAAGAGGGGGGAGGACGCAAUCGCUGAACCACCACCUCCCACUUCAUAACAGAGCUGGGGCCUGCACCUCCCGUAACUACUGCUGCCACCUGCUGCUCCGGGGCGGGGGGGGGGGGAGUGGGUUCCGUAUUUAUUGUCAUACUCUGCAUCAGUCAAUUCUCUGUAGAAACCUCACUAUCUACCCACCAUACUGCAGCUGCUCUAGCCUGCUGGAGAUGCACAAAUAGAACCACUCCAAGUACUACUUAUACUGAAUUUAUACCUGUUAAAGCUGCCGUCCUCCCAAAAGACAAGAGUGCUUGUCUACCUGAUGGGUCCAACAGCUUGAGCCACCAGGUACAGCAUAGCUGCCCUUCCCUUUUCCUUGCCUCUUGGACUGGUUAACACAUGCCACAAAAAGAUCUUUUACUGCUACUGGCUUCAGUCACUUUGAAAUGUAUAGCUUUUGGCAUUAUAAAAUCACGUCCUUCGUUGUCUUUCAUCUCUGUAAGAUGUUUUUCCCCUUUCAUGUGGAUACAGCAUGUACAUUAAAACAUUUUGAGUAACAUAUGAGCAACUCUGUACUUUCUCUUAUCCCUCUGCCCCUGGUUUUUAGUGUUUUAUCAGACUUUGAUACUGCUGAUAGCACAGGGCCCAGAAAAUCAGUACUUGGAGCAGAGAUCUGAAGUGAGGAAAAUCCAGGUGGGAAUCACCGCGUUUUCCCCUUGCUGCAGGGCAUCUGGCCCAGCGCCUGCU